UCGUUCGAAUCAACUUUCGAAGAUAUUCGAAAAAAGAGAGCAACACUGUUCGCCAAAUGUCAAACGCAAAGCAAAAUAAAGAAAGAAACUAAAAUCAAAACAAGAUGAAAUUGCUAACAUUUCGAUUGUGAAGUUUGUGCACUUAAGAACUCAGUAAUUGUUGUGUUAAAUAUAUUUAAUAUUAGUGAAAGUCCUUGAUAAAAAAAAUUACCAAAUGGAUUCAGUGGCGAUAUGGUUGGAAGCAGAUGAAGGCCAAGUGGCGGAACGAGUGCAAUUGAGAGCGCUUAGGGAUAAGGCCAACAUAUUCACUCUCAAUGAUAAAUGUUUUACGCAAAAUUUCCGCCUAAACAAGCAAGCGUUUCGGUACGUGCUAAAUGCCAUUACGCCGGAGUUAAGUACUCCUCGAAAAUCCACAGCAAUUCCGCCCAUUAUUAAGCUGGCCGCCGCACUGAAAUUAUUGGGGCAAGGAGGUUACCAACACCAAAUUGGCCAAGACCAACACGUAGGCCUUUCUCAGCAGUCAAUCCGUAUUUGUAAAUAUUAG
Molecule: messenger RNA, 544 nt
Organism: Rhagoletis zephyria (snowberry fruit fly)
Lineage: Eukaryota; Metazoa; Arthropoda; Insecta; Diptera; Tephritidae
Source: RefSeq, a predicted model, not a curated record